Ziziphus jujuba (common jujube) is the source of this 4071-nucleotide messenger RNA. Its product is annotated as cellulose synthase-like protein D3. Lineage: Eukaryota; Viridiplantae; Streptophyta; Magnoliopsida; Rosales; Rhamnaceae. The record is from RefSeq and is a predicted model, not a curated record. Gene Ontology annotation, biological process: plant-type primary cell wall biogenesis; cellulose biosynthetic process. The transcript has 4 exons. Gene Ontology annotation, cellular component: trans-Golgi network; plasma membrane. Gene Ontology annotation, molecular function: cellulose synthase (UDP-forming) activity; mannan synthase activity. Bases 480 to 3827 code for a protein of 1115 amino acids.
GUGUGAUCUCUCUGCCUUCUGUCAACUAAAAAAACAAAAAAAAAAAAAAAAAAACUCAAAAGGUCUUCGCAGAGAAACCAAGAAGGCUCAUUGUCUUCCUUUUUUCUCUUUCUCUUUCUUUAAAAAAAAUUUACAAACCCAGAAAGAUCGUACUGUCAAAAUCGUAAAUUUACUGCUACUUCCAUUGGUGUACAGUCAAGCUCUACACCAAGGCCUCCAUGAGAGAACUUAGUAAAAAUUAUUUUCUUUAUACAUAUAUAAAAUUGUGAAAGAGAAGCUUGUUGAAGAGCCGGCAUUGGUAACUGGGUCUGCGUUGGAAUUGUUAAAAGGGUUUGAAAUAUUGUGGAUUGAAGCUGGACUUGGUCCUUUUGUUUUUUUGUUUAUUGGAUUUCUCUUGUUUGGUGGGGAUUUUGAAAGCGUCAGAAACAUUUUUUUGUCUUUGAGAGUUGGUAUUGAAAUAGGUUCUAAGCUUCACAACAAUGGCGUCCGGAUCAAAGCCAACUUCCAGAGUACCUACGGUUCAUCACAUGAGUGAAGCAAGCAAUGACCUUGACAGUGAGAUGGGGAGUAUUGAAUUUGCUUCAUAUACAGUUCACAUACCUCCAACACCAGACAACCAGCCCACAGAAAUCUCCAUGGAUCUAAGAUCAGCUUCGCAGAGAGUUGAGGACCAAUACGCUUCGAGUUCUUUGUUUACAGGAGGUUUUAACUGUGUUACGCGGGCCCAUUUGAAGGAAAAAAUGAUUGAGUCAGAAACCAGCCAUCCACAGAUGACUGGUGCAAAAGGCUCUUCUUGUUCAAUUCCUGGUUGUGAUUGUAGGGUCAUGACUGAUGGGAGGGGAAUAGAUAUAGUCCCUUGUGAAUGUGAUUUCAAGAUCUGUAGAGAUUGUUAUAGGGAUGCUUUAAGAACUGGUGAUGGGAUUUGUCCUGGUUGUAAAGAACCUUAUAGAGAGACUGAUUCGAAUGAGUAUGCUGUGGCUUUGUCUUCUGCUUCGAUGUCGAAGAUGGAUAGGAGGUUGUCGUUGAUGAAAUCGAAAUCUAUACAAUCGAAAUCGAUCGUAAGGAAUCAGAGCAAUGAGUUUGAUCAUGCGAAAUGGUUGUUCGAGACGAAAGGAAGUUACGGAUAUGGAAAUGCUAUGUGGCCUGUCGAUGGUAUGAAUGGUAUUGAAGGUGAUCCUAAAGUGUUUCAUGAGAAGCCAUGGAGGCCAUUGACUCGCAGAUUGAAUAUCUCUGCUGCAAUUAUUAGUCCUUAUAGGCUCUUGGUAUUAGUUCGAAUGGUAGUUCUUGCACUUUUUCUGCAGUGGAGAAUCAGAAAUCCUAAUGAUGACGCAAUCUGGCUGUGGCUUUUGUCUGUGAUUUGUGAAAUCUGGUUUGCCUUCUCUUGGCUUCUCGAUCAACUUCCGAAGCUCUGCCCCAUCAAUCGAAGUGCUGAACUUGAUGUUUUGAGGGAGAAGUUUGAAAUCCCUACACCAAGCAAUCCUUAUGGGAAAUCUGAUCUUCCGGGCGUUGAUGUUUUUGUGUCUACUGCGGACCCAGAGAAAGAGCCUCCUCUUGUCACUGCAAAUACAAUUCUCUCUAUUCUUGCAGCUGACUACCCUGUUGAGAAGCUUGCGUGUUAUGUUUCUGACGAUGGAGGGGCACUUUUAACCUUCGAAGCUAUGGCAGAAGCUGCUAGUUUUGCUAACUUGUGGGUACCAUUUUGUCGUAAGCAUAACGUUGAGCCAAGGAAUCCAGAAUCUUAUUUCAAUUUGAAGAGAGACCCAUACAAGGAUAAGGUACGACCAGAUUUUGUUAGAGACCGGAGGCGCUUAAAGCGUGAAUAUGAUGAGUUUAAGGUUCGGAUUAAUGGUCUUCCUGAUUCUAUUCGAAGACGCUCUGAUGCCUAUAACAGUAGGGAGGAGUUGAAGAUUUUGAAACGUAGGAGACAGGCUGGAGAUGAUGAGCCUUUGGAGAGUUUAAAGGUCCCAAAGGCUACUUGGAUGGCUGAUGAAACCCACUGGCCUGGAACAUGGACAAUUCCUGCACCUGAACACUCCAGGGGUGAUCAUGCUAGCAUCAUUCAGGUGAUGGUGAAACCUCCUAGUGAUGAACCUCUUAAAGGUGCAGAAGGGGAUUCAAAUUUCAUGGAUCUAACUGAAGUUGAUAUCCGUCUUCCUUUGCUUGUUUAUGUUUCCCGUGAGAAGCGACCUGGUUAUGAUCACAACAAGAAAGCCGGUGCAAUGAAUGCCUUGGUUCGAGCCUCAGCAAUCCUAUCCAAUGGCCCAUUCAUUCUCAAUCUCGACUGCGACCACUAUAUCUACAAUUCCCAGGCAAUCAGAGAAGGAAUGUGCUUCAUGAUGGAUCGUGGUGGGGAGCGCAUUUGUUAUGUCCAGUUUCCUCAGAGAUUCGAAGGAAUUGAUCCUUCUGACCGAUAUGCCAAUCACAAUACAGUUUUCUUUGAUGUCAACAUGCGCGCCCUUGAUGAGGUUCAAGGUCCUGUGUAUGUUGGAACUGGGUGCCUUUUUCGUAGGACAGCACUCUAUGGCUUUGAUCCUCCUAGAUUCAAAGAACGUAAUGGUUGUUUUGGUCGUUUCUUUGCUGGUCGUAAGAAGGCUGCUUCUGUUGCUUCUGCCUCUGAUAUUUCCUCACUGGAGGGCCAAUCAGCUAUGGAAGACUAUGACGAUGAAGAAAUGCAUAUUGCCCUUAUUCCUAAAAGUUUUGGAAACUCAAGCAUAUUGAUUGAUUCCAUCAAGGUGGCAGAAUUUCAAGGCAGACCCCUUGCUGAUCAUUCAUCUGUCAAAAAUGGGCGGCCACCAGGUGCUCUCACUCUUCCUCGUGAUCUUCUUGAUGCAUCUACAGUUGCAGAGGCAAUCAGUGUCAUCUCAUGCUGGUAUGAAGAUAAGACAGAAUGGGGAGGACGAAUUGGGUGGAUUUAUGGGUCAGUGACAGAGGAUGUUGUAACAGGAUAUAGGAUGCACAACCGUGGAUGGAAAUCUGUGUAUUGUGUGACCAAGAGGGAUGCUUUCCGUGGUACAGCACCCAUCAAUCUCACUGACCGGCUUCACCAGGUUCUUCGUUGGGCCACUGGUUCAGUUGAGAUUUUCUUUUCUCGUAACAAUGCUCUUCUUGCCAGCUCUAGGAUGAAGUUUCUUCAAAGGAUAGCUUACCUAAAUGUUGGAAUAUACCCUUUCACUUCCCUUUUUCUCAUUGUGUAUUGCUUCCUGCCAGCACUUUCACUCUUUUCUGGUCAGUUUAUUGUUCAGUCCCUCAACAUAACCUUCCUUAUAUACCUUUUGGGCAUCACAUUGUCCCUCAUAGCUCUCGCUGUGCUUGAGAUCAAGUGGUCUGGCGUUGCAUUGGAAGACUGGUGGAGGAAUGAGCAAUUUUGGUUGAUUGGUGGCACAAGUGCUCAUCUUGCUGCGGUGCUCCAGGGUCUCUUAAAGGUAAUAGCAGGCAUUGAGAUCUCAUUCACUUUGACAUCAAAAUCAGGAGGAGAUGAUGAAAACGAUGAAUUUGCCGAUCUAUAUAUCUUCAAAUGGACAUCUCUAAUGGUUCCACCCAUCACCAUUAUGAUGAUAAACUUGAUUGGGAUAGCGGUUGCAGUUUGUCGAACAAUAUACAGUGUCAUACCAGAAUGGAGCAGCUUGAUUGGAGGUGUGUUCUUUAGUUUUUGGGUCUUGGUCCAUCUUUAUCCUUUCGCAAAAGGUCUAAUGGGAAGACGGGGAAGAACACCGACGAUUGUAUUUGUAUGGUCUGGUCUUAUUUCAAUCACCAUUUCCCUGCUUUGGGUAGCUAUCAACCCUCCGUCAGGUAAUAAUGAAAUUGGAGGGUCAUUCCAGUUCCCAUGAUACAAUUUUUUUAGAAAGUUAUUGAAGAAUGUGGAUAGGAGUGUGCCUCUUCUGAGAUGUUCAUAUUACAGGGAUAGGAUUUUCUUGUUAUUCUUGUGAGGCCUCAAUUGAAAGUUUGAUUCAUUACGGGGAAAUAUAAUAGUUUAGUAUGUUCAUAUCAUUCAUUCUUUUCAAAAUUCUACUUGUAAGUACACAACUGGAGCUGAGCAGUUCAAUUUAUUGAAUCCUCUGAUUUCAUUUCUAA